CGGCUCUCGCGAGAGCGGCGCGCGGCGGGGCGGCGGGAGCCAUGCUGCGGGCGGUGGCGGCGCAGCGCCUGGCGCGCGCGGCAUCGCUGCUCCAGAGGUUUCAGAGUACAUUAGUGAUAGCGGAACACAACAAUGAAACUCUUACACCCAUUACACUAAAUACUAUCACUGCGGCAAAACUACUUGGAGGUGAAGUCUCUUGUUUGGUAGCUGGAACCAGCUGUGACAAGGUAGCACAAGAAGUCAGCAAAGUGCAGGGUGUUGCAAAAGUUCUAGUGGCUCAGCAUGAUGUAUACAAGGGAUUUCUAGCAGAGGAGCUGACUCCCUUGAUUUUGGAAGCUCAUAAAAAAUUUAAUUACACCCACAUUUGUGCUGGAGCAUCUGCCUUUGGGAAGAAUCUAAUUCCCAGAGUGGCUGGCAAACUUGAUGUUGCUCCUGUUUCUGACAUUAUUGAGAUUCAGUCACCCAACAUUUUUGUGAGAACUAUCUAUGCAGGAAAUAUUCUUUGCACUGUACAAUGUGAUGAAGCAAUUAAAAUAUUUACUGUACGAGGAACAUCUUUUGAAGCUGCACCAACAAGUGGUGGUAGUGCCAGUUUAGAAAAGCUAACCCCUCCACCACCUGUGGGCCUGUCUGAGUGGAUUGAGCAGAAGGUGACUGAAAGUGAUCGACCAGAGCUAACUAGUGCCAAAGUUGUUAUAUCAGGUGGGAGAGGCUUGAAGAGUGGUGAAAAUUUUAAGUUGCUUUAUGAUCUUGCGGAUCAACUGCAUGCUGCAGUUGGAGCUUCCCGUGCAGCUGUUGAUGCUGGCUUUGUUCCUAAUGACUUGCAAGUUGGACAGACGGGCAAAAUAGUAGCACCAGAACUUUAUAUUGCUGUGGGAAUAUCGGGAGCAAUCCAACAUUUGGCCGGGAUGAAAGACAGCAAGACCAUUGUUGCUAUUAACAAGGAUCCGGAAGCUCCCAUUUUCCAAGUGGCAGACUUUGGCCUGGUGGCAGACUUAUUUCAGGCGGUGCCGGAGAUGACGGAGCUCCUGAAGAAAAAGUGAGCAACAGUGACAGACUCUGCACUGCAGCUGGGAUGUGGGAAUGAGUGCCAAUAAAGGAUUGUACUGGAAA
Molecule: messenger RNA, 1116 nt
Organism: Apus apus (common swift)
Lineage: Eukaryota; Metazoa; Chordata; Aves; Apodiformes; Apodidae
Gene: ETFA
Product: electron transfer flavoprotein subunit alpha
Exons: 12
Coding region: 42-1046 (334 amino acids)
Cellular component (GO): mitochondrion
Molecular function (GO): flavin adenine dinucleotide binding; electron transfer activity
Source: RefSeq, a predicted model, not a curated record